Gamsiella multidivaricata is the source of this 1111-nucleotide messenger RNA. RefSeq lists its product as uncharacterized. Gene Ontology annotation, molecular function: mRNA binding. Lineage: Eukaryota; Fungi; Mortierellomycota; Mortierellomycetes; Mortierellales; Mortierellaceae. Gene Ontology annotation, cellular component: nucleus; cytoplasm; ribonucleoprotein complex. The coding region runs from base 164 to 1039 and encodes 291 amino acids. The record is from RefSeq and is a predicted model, not a curated record. The transcript has 6 exons.
CUCACACCUUUCUUUCCUCUUUGCUCAUCCCAUCCCCACCACCGCUCUUUCAUCUUUCACUCCUCCGCAGCUCUCCGUUGCCUUUCUUACCCUUUCUUUAUUUUGUUUUCGCUCUCUUUCAUAUCUCUUUCAUCCCUUUAACUGAUUCUCACCCCAGAGCAGCAUGACUACCCGCGUAUACCUGGGUCAUCUCGCAAGAGAUGCCUCCGACAGAGACGUCGAGGGUCUCUUCAAGAACUACGGGCGGAUCCGCGAGGUGACCCUGAAAAACGGGUUUGGAUUCGUCGAAUUCGCAGAUGCAAAGGACGCGGAAGAUGCUGUGCAUGACUUUCAUAGCAAGGAAUUCAUGGGCGAGAGACUGGUCGUGGAACUUGCCCGGGGCGACCGCAGACGUGAAGGACGCAAGGAUGACCGAGACGGAAGAUUCGGUCCACCAGAGCGCACCGAGUUCCGUCUCAUUGUCGAAAAUUUGGCUCAUGGCACCAGCUGGCAGGAUAUCAAGGAUUUGAUGCGCAAGGCUGGUGAGGUUACAUUUGCCGAUCUGAGCAAGGAGCGCGAUGAUGAAGGAGUGGUUGAGUUCUCGUCUGAGAAGGACGUCCAGAUGGCGCUCAAGAACUUGGAUGGCGAGAACCUGAGAGGCAAACCCAUCUCCCUUCGCUUGUUCGACCCUGCGCGCGACAGCAUCCCUCGCGACAUGGGCCGUGGACGCGAUCGUGACCGUGAUCGCGGCGAGUUCGGUCGCGAGCGCCGUGAGCGCGAUCGAUAUGAUGGACGUGAAGAACGUGAGCGCCGUGAACGCGAUCGUCGUGGAAGGUCCCGCUCCCGUAGCCGUGACCGAAAGCGAUCGCACAGCCGAGAGCGUCGUCGUUCGCGUAGCAGAGACCGUACUGGCCGGUCUGAUCGUGACAGAGAGAGAGACCGUGGCGGUCGAUCGGACAGGGAUAGAGAGCGAGAUCGCGGAGGCCGUCGACCAUCGCGUAGCCCUGUCCGCAGCAAAAGUCCUGUGCGUCGACGCUCUCGCUCCAUGAGCAGGGAUUGAAAAAACGUGUAGCCGAACUGGGCGUAGCCGAACGGACAUUGGGGACCUUGAAAAAAAAAAAAAAAAAAAAAA